Messenger RNA from Dermatophagoides pteronyssinus (European house dust mite), 570 nucleotides. RefSeq lists its product as uncharacterized. The record is from RefSeq and is a predicted model, not a curated record. NCBI's taxonomy places the organism in Eukaryota, Metazoa, Arthropoda, Arachnida, Sarcoptiformes, Pyroglyphidae.
UCCAACCUUUCUAUAUAAAAACAUCAAUCAAAUAUUAAAAGUAUUCUUAUUAUUCAUCUUAUCGUUUUGGAAACAUCCACAUCAAUCCAAAAAAAAAAAAAUGAAAACAUUAUUGUUUAUCGGAUUUUUUUUGUUAGGAACGAUGAUUAUCGUACGAACCGAAGAAAGUGAUAACAAAAAUGUUGAUGCUGCUAAAUCCAACAAUGACCAUCAUAAUGAUGAUCAUAAUUCGACACAUACAAACACCAAACCUAAAUCAAUAUCUAAAAGAUCAUUAAGAUCACGUAUACGUCUAGUUAGAAAGUUGGCAGCAAAUUUUUUAUCUCUUCGUUCUGGUAAACUAUAUGCAGUAUUAAAAUUUCUUCAUUGUUUACAUAUUAAAGUAUUGGAAGAUUGUCAUGAUCAAUUAUUGGAUUGUUUACGAUCAGAAGAACCAAAAAUUUGUCUACAAACUGCAACAUGUACUGCACCUUUAGUUGCAAAAUGUUUACAUAUUUUACCUGAUCAUUCUCCUUAUCCUUAUGUUUAAUGAACCUCUUGAACUAGAUAAUGAUGAUGAUGAUAAAAAUA